Molecule: messenger RNA, 2057 nt
Organism: Solanum dulcamara
Lineage: Eukaryota; Viridiplantae; Streptophyta; Magnoliopsida; Solanales; Solanaceae
Product: probable WRKY transcription factor 20
Exons: 5
Coding region: 546-1814 (422 amino acids)
Biological process (GO): regulation of DNA-templated transcription
Molecular function (GO): sequence-specific DNA binding; DNA-binding transcription factor activity
Source: RefSeq, a predicted model, not a curated record
ACCCAUUAAGGGUUUGUUCUGUAUUUGAGUUUCUGUUCAGUUUCUUUCAAAUUUUUUUGGUAUUUUUUGGUCGAUUUUGUAGUUUUAUUUUUGUGUUGUAGUGUGAUAAAUCUUGGCGGAUUCUUUAGAAGUGGAUGAGUGAGCUAGUAGUGGAGUUUUUGCAGUACUUUUAAGUUCCUGAAUUGAGAGAAAAUGAAGAGGAUUUUCGGUUUUGGAGAUACGAAGCAGCUGUCGGUGGUGGAAUUGUAGCUGAUUUUUCCUAAUUUCAGUGAACAUUUCUGGUUUUGGUGUUUGUAUUUUGGCUUUUGGUCUGAUUUUUUAUUUCAGAUCUGGGAGAAAUUAGAAGAAAGUAGGAGUGGGUUGUUGGAAAUUCUCAAAAUUAAGUUGCAACAAGAUCAUCGCAAGAAGGUAACACCGGCAACCAGGUCAUUGUGAACAUCAUCUUGACAAUCCGACGUGAACAGUAAUUCCGACGUAAACAGUAACUUCGAUGUGAAUAGUGUUUUUCGACGACAACCAGGUUUAUUUCAACUGGAGUUGGUUGAAUGGGUAUAUCUAAGGAUGAUGUGUCACAAUCCAACCAAGAAGAUAGUUCCUUUUCUAAUGUACCAGAGAAAGACACAGAAAAUGUGCAUCAGAAAAAGGGCCCCGAGAGUGAGGGUGGUGCAUCAGAAUCUAGUCGAGUUUCUGUACUACCAAAGAAGGAACCAUACAUUAUAUCUUGUAAAUCAGAUUCUCCUGUAAAAGACGGAAACAUUUCCCUAGUACCUGGAAAGGCUUCAGAUUCUUCACAACAAAUACAAAGUCAGAAAAGGGAAGAAUUUGUAUCUCAACCUCAUCAAGAACUAAAAACUUCUUCAACAAUAGCUGAGAAUGCUUUGUAUAAGUUGCGAGCUAGGCGGAACCCUGAUACGAGUGUCCAGGAUUUGGCAUCUGAUCAAGGAGUCACUCCCUCCAGUGAACCUGAAAAACCAUCUGAAGAUGGAUAUAACUGGCGAAAAUAUGGUCAGAAACUUAUUAGAGGAAAUGAGUUUACUCGGUGUUAUUACAAGUGCUCUCACCCUAAUUGUCUAGCAAAAAAACAAGUGGAGAGAUCACAUGAUGGGCAUAUUACCAAUAUUCACUAUGUAGCAAAGCAUGAACACCCAAAACCUCUAAAUAGUCCCCAAAUCUCCUCUGAGCUUGUAGUGCCUUUGGAAAUGAGAUGGCCAAACAUGCCAACGGGAACACCACGUGAAGCUGAAGGUGAGAAAUCUACUGCGCUUGGUGAAGCAUGUCAAUCUAUCGAGCCAUCGAAGAGCCUGAUUUCAGCGGCUGUUGUAUCAGCUGGUGGUAGUGCACAAGAUACAGUCCUGAAGCCACUUAAAUCAGGAGAUGAGGGUGAUAAUAAUGGUAGUCGGAACUCAAAGAGACGGAAGAAAGAAGUACCUACGAGUGAUGACAUGACUCCACCUAUGAAGUCUCCUAGUGAACCACGACGCAUCGUUCAAAGUAGGAGUGAAGUGGAUAUACUCAAUGAUGGUUACCGAUGGCGCAAAUAUGGGCAAAAAUUUGUGAAAGGAAAUCCAAAUCCUAGGAGUUACUACCGAUGCUCGAGUGCUGGUUGCCCUGCAAAGAAGCAUGUUGAGAGGGCAUCUCAUGAUCCAAAAUUAGUGAUUACCGCAUAUGAAGGGCAACAUGAGCAUGACAUCCCACAUUCCAGGACUGUUAUACAAAAUUCAGCAGAGGCUGAUUCUAAUACAACCAUAAUAAGUGGAGAGUCCACAUCUGAAUCAGGUGAAAACAAACAUGUUGUACAUAUUGGUGCCAAUUGAGAGCAUAAUACCAAACAAUCAAGCUCAUCCAGAUUUAGAUAAUGUUACUUCAUCAACUCAUCUAAUCUUAUCUUUUUCUUAUUUGUUGUAAUUGGUCAAUUAUAAAAAUAUUAUGUAUAAAAGAAACAGUUGAUUUAACCUCAUAAUAUAUGUUAAUUUCUAAAUUUGAUGUAUAAGUUGUGUUGUCAAUAAACAUAACAGAGUUCAGAUUUGAUCAUAUGUAUCUAAUUUGUUGUCAGUUGA